Molecule: messenger RNA, 834 nt
Organism: Dendrobium catenatum
Lineage: Eukaryota; Viridiplantae; Streptophyta; Magnoliopsida; Asparagales; Orchidaceae
Product: bidirectional sugar transporter SWEET3b-like
Exons: 5
Coding region: 1-834 (277 amino acids)
Biological process (GO): carbohydrate transport
Cellular component (GO): membrane
Molecular function (GO): sugar transmembrane transporter activity
Source: RefSeq, a predicted model, not a curated record
AUGUCUGUGGAGAAGUCUCCCAUAUGCAGGUGUAUAAAGAACGUGGAUCCCUCCCCCAUUCAGCAAUUUGCUACUGGAAUGCGCCCUCCAAGUGUUUGUGUAAUGAUGCUGAGUGCCCUGAAUCAGCUAGCCCUAUUUGCCAGCCCAUAUAAGCUCCUUUGUUGCAGCCUAGAGGAUUGCAAUCAGGCCCUUUCGCUUAGAACAAGAUUAACUUUCAAAAGAGUGAUACAGAAGAGAAGCACAGGAGAAUAUUCAUGCAUACCAUACUUGCUUGCUCUAUUUAAUUGCCUUAAUUAUACAUGGUAUGGUCUUCCUAUAGUGAGCUAUGGUUGGGAAAACAUAUCUGUGGUCACAGUUAAUGGAGCUGGAGUCCUCUUGGAAUUCUCAUUUAUUAUCAUAUAUAUCUGGUUUUCUUCCAUAGCUAAGACAAAGAGGAAUAUUUUGAUGCAGCUAUUGACAAUAAUAACUGUGUUUCUGAUAACUGCGUUUGUAUCCAAAUUCAAGAUGCAUGAUCACGAGACUCGGAGGAAGUUUGUAGGAAGUAUUGGCACGGCCGCCUCCAUAGCAAUGUAUGCCUCUCCAUUGGCAGCUUUGAAGCAAGUGAUAGCUACAAAGAGUGUGGAGUUCAUGCCUUUCCACUUGUCUUUCUUCACACUCCUCGCCACUUCUUUAUGGAUAGCAUAUGGAUUUGUUUCUCAUGAUUAUUUUAUUGCGGCACCUAAUUUCGUUGGUUUCCCCUUAGGCAUCAUUCAACUUGUAGUAUAUGGAAUAUAUAGAAGAGGAAAAGUAGCUAAAGAUGAUGAAGAGGCAAAUACUAGUGGUGUAAAUGUGUAA